Spodoptera litura is the source of this 3252-nucleotide messenger RNA. Its product is annotated as facilitated trehalose transporter Tret1. Gene Ontology annotation, cellular component: membrane. Lineage: Eukaryota; Metazoa; Arthropoda; Insecta; Lepidoptera; Noctuidae. The record is from RefSeq and is a predicted model, not a curated record. Gene Ontology annotation, molecular function: transmembrane transporter activity. Gene Ontology annotation, biological process: transmembrane transport.
UAACGCGGAGGUAUAGGUAUAUAGGUAGCAAAAGUCUUUGUUUGUGAUGAGCUGUGUUAAGUUUAGAGACCAGAUGUAAGGCUUCAAUUUUAUACGAAUAUCAAAAAUACUCUUCUUUGCAUACGAGCGAAAACAGAUGGUUCUGAAAACAUCUAAGGAAAACGUACAUUUACAUAAUUAUAAUAUGUAUGUACGUAUCUUCAUAUUAAGUAUGUAUAAUCCGUAUAAUAUAGGUACAGAUUACGCAUGUGUCUAUUUGGUAGUUGUUUACGUUAAAUUCCUAAUUGAAAACUCAAAGAUACGCCGGUUAUUGUACUCGGCAUACUUAGGUACGUCUGAAGGGGCAAUUGCAAAUUGCUAUGUGUCAUAGCCUGUCUGCUUUUUAUAAUCAUUAUGUCCUUGUGCAUCGAAAACUCAUUCCAUUUCCAAAUCAGUAAUAAACAAACGAGCAUCGAGCUCGGACGUGUUCAUAAGCAUUUAUUUUAGUUAACUAAUUGAAUAAAUACGAAAACAUCACAUAAAUGUAAAUUAAAUAUCGCGAGUGUUUGUGUGUACAAUGUUUCUGUAAAAUUAAAUUAUAUAUUUCAUAGAGAAUCACAAGAUAUGAGCUUAGUUUUUCGCACUUUAUUGAUAAGAGCAUAAUGGAGAACGGAAACAGAAAAAAGCUCUAUUUGGUCACACUGUCAGUGUCCAUGGCAAUGAUGACACUUGGAGUGUCUUCUGCCUGGCCGACACCAGUGCUACCGAAGUUCAAGAACAACGAGACCAAUGUAGAUAUCAAUGCGUAUGAAAUGUCAACAAUGCUGGCAGUAAAUCCCAUAGGUUUUGCAGUGGGUACAUUGGCUACUGGGUACCUGGCUGACAGGUUCGGGAGGCGAGCUACUAUCCUGGGAAGUGCUAUACCUAUUGCACUUGGAUCGAUAAUCGUCGUGUUUGCUCUAAAAGCAUGGUUGUUAUGCAUUACGUCAUUCUCAUGGAGCUGUGGGACGGGAAUGGUCAGCACAGUAAGCAAUUACUACCUAUCAGAAAUUGCUGACAAGGAUGUGAGGGGUACACUAGCAGUCAUUACGGGGUUCAUGUUCAAGUUUGGGACCCUUCUGACUAUGAUUUUGGGUCCCUUCCUCCCUUAUGAGACCUUAAACCAAGUCAUGUUGGUCCUACCCUUUCUAUUCUGUGCUAUGUGCUACUGGAUCCCGGAGACGCCAUAUUUCCUUUUGAAAAAUAACAAUCUGGAAGGUGCUCGAUCAUCACUAAGGAUUUUAAGGGGAUAUAAGGAUGAGAAGGUUUUAGAAGAUGAACUGCUGGCGUUACAAGCUAAUGUAAGAGAUGAGAUGAGACACUCCACCUCUGUGAAGGAGUUAUUUACUGGAGGACAGUACAGAAGAGCUAUUAUAAUAUCUGUAGGAUUAAAGUUGACACAAAUGAUGACUGGUGCUGUAGUUAUAAGGCAAUACUUGGGGUGGAUCAUUGAAGAGACCAAGUCGGAUAUGAAGACAUCGCUCGCCCUUAUCAUCUAUGGUGCAGUCUCGUUUGUUGUCGGUAUGAUGUCUUCAGUGCUAGUAGAUAGAGUGGGUCGUCGGCCACUACUUAUCUUCUCCUACAUUGGCACCGGUGUUUCCCUGGGAGCUGUCGGCGUUUAUUUCUUCAUGCAAGAAGUUCUUGAGGUCACUACUAGCACCCUAGCCACUGUCAGCUUCAUACCACUCCUCGGCAUAAUCCUGGCCAACGUCAUCUCCACUGUAGGCUUCAACUCCCUUAUCUACAUUAUCCCUGCAGAAAUAUUUCCUAUCAAUAUAAAGGCUAUUGCUAUUACCUGUCUCAACCUCUUUUCUGCGGCCUUAGGAUUUGGUUUAGGGCUUGGAUACCAGAGAGUCAAAGACUUAUGUGGCUUGACGACUGUAUUUUGGAUCUUUGCUGCCUUCGCGUUUGGUGGGGGCGUGUUCAGUUACAUAUUUGUGAUGGAAACCAAGAGGAAGGAUCUGAGAGAGAUACAGGCAGAGUUACAAGGUGAUAAGUAUAACGUUGUCCCUCAAAAUGAUAAGUUAGAAAGUACUAAGACUAAAGACGAAAGUGAAGAAGCCACUGAAUUAAAGGAACUUAAAAGUUAAAGAUGACGACGACGAUGCGUAACUAUGUUCAUUGGAAACUGCAGCAAAUCAAACGUAGCAGACUUCCUUAAACUGUCAAACACCAAGCGGUCACCGGUGACCGCAACCUAUUGUUCUAUAAUUGUGUCUAUAAUGACGGUACUCGACGAGUUAAGGCACCUUCAAUGACAUAACGGUUUUUUUUUGAGUUGAGAGUUCAUAAAAUACAGGACAUAGUUACGACUGUUUUACUCAGUAAAUUUGUCAACAUCAUCACCAAGAUAUUUCCUUACAUCACAUUUUUAUAUUUGAAAUAGUAGAAUUAAGUGAUUCAUUGAAGACUGGUAUAGAUUUAAAUAAUCACAAACACAAUGAACACAAUAGGUCUCUAGCGCGGAUUUGUUUCGUUUUUAUACUAGUUAUUUUUAGGUCAUACGUAAAAACGGGGUUUUGGGCUCGAGUUAAACCAAAGUUAUAGUGCUCGAAGUUGUAUCCUUAAAACAAUUUGGUUGACUAUCCGAUUAAUGGUCGAAAUUACUGAUUAAAACCGAUCAAUCCAAAAUCUCCGAAUAGAUUUAAGUUUUUGACAAACAAAAAGAGACAAACGAGAAGAUAUUUUGGCUCAUUUUGGGUUGACAUCGGUUGUUCAUUUGAGACGUUAGUUGAACUGAAUGAUAGGGUGAAUGAGCCCUUAUUUAUUUUAGAUCCGAUGUCAUGUUAGGCUUUAAAGUUUUGCAUAUGUAUCUAUACAAUGCACUAGUUUUGAAAAAAGUAUUGCCUAAAUACAUAAUUCUGUUAAGUACUUCAGUAAUGCAUAAAAUGUCUAAAAGUCGAAAUAUUCAGAACGACAAAAAAUUGGUAAGGUCUCAAAAAAAAAACAACAUUAAAAUAUAUGUUAAGAGUUAAGACUUUUUAUAUAUGUAAUUAUGUGAACAUCACAACAUAUAUAACUUUUAAUAAAAAUAUUACGUAGUAUGACUUGUAUCACAUAUUGUAUAGUUUAUCAGAUAUAUUAUAUAAAUUAUAUUUUAUACAAAAAAAGAAAAAAAAAGCUUUAAUUAAACAUCUUGCUAGAACUUCGCAUUGGUGCUACCAAAAAUUGUAUUCUACAUUUAUACACAUAUAAUUGCUUAUGAAUAAUAUGGAAAUUUUAAAAAAGCUUGAG